Molecule: messenger RNA, 914 nt
Organism: Lycium ferocissimum
Lineage: Eukaryota; Viridiplantae; Streptophyta; Magnoliopsida; Solanales; Solanaceae
Product: protein YELLOW LEAF 1, choloroplastic-like
Exons: 5
Coding region: 173-706 (177 amino acids)
Biological process (GO): thylakoid membrane organization; chloroplast organization
Cellular component (GO): chloroplast
Source: RefSeq, a predicted model, not a curated record
UUUCUUGGUCAUUAUUUUUAGUUUCUUAAUCUCUAAAAAUCAAGAGCCUCAAAAUACGCUCUCGGUGGAAAACUCGGCCUCUUCAGCAAAUUAGCAAAAUCGCAGUUUCUCUAAGAACAAAGGAUUCGAGGAGGAGUUCAAUCUCAGGGAGACUCAAAAAAAAUUCAAAGACAUGUCAUUAACUGCUAUGACUGCACCUACUUUGCCAAUAGUGAGAGCAAAGGCUGAAUGCCUGAAGCAAUUCAAGCCAUUAGUAUCUCUUGGCAUUCACUCUCAAUUUAUUAGCAAUGGAAGAAGACACUUGAUAUGUCGUCUUGUUCAAGAAAAGCGUGCUUCAAUAAUACAUGUUGCUGCUCUGAAAGCCAGAUGUGCAACUAGAACCCAGAGGCAGACUCUUACAAGGAAAAAUCCAACCAUUACAUAUACACUUGGGAACGAUAAAUUUCCUGAUCUAGACGAUGGUGACAUUGGCUUUCCCCCUCGUGGCGGCAUGUGUGGGGGUAAGGAUGGGGGUAAGGGUAGGGGUGGAGGUGGGGGUGGGGGUGGUGGAGGCCAUUGGACAGGUGAGGGUGGUGAAGGUCAUUGGGCAGGUGGAUUAUUCCUUUUCCUUUUUCUUCUCAUCCUAGGCUUCUUGAAAGAUAAGGAGAAAGAAGGACCCUACGGCGAUGAAAGAAAAAGAAAGGCAACAAAAAAUACUAUUAGUUGAGUGACCAUAUGAGAAAUCAACUCUUGAUACAUAGAAAUCGAAAUAUUAUUGGAAAUCGAGGAUUUUCAACUUGUCCGCUUCAUUUUUCUCCAACCAUGGCUUCGAGCAAUCUGCAAUGGGACGAUAACAUCCCUUUGCUUAUGUAUUUUUGUGAGUAUAGCAUUACUUGUGUUCCUCAGAAAAUACUGUGCACUUUGAAGUGGAGGUU